AUGCGGUGCGUCCACGGCAGCCUCACGUCAGCACUUCAGCGCGCUCAUACUGAGCGACAGAGAGGAAAGCGAGCUCUCUAUGCCGGCAGCCCGAGGCAGCACCGCCGGUCACAUCUGAAACUUGUCGCACUGUGCAUGACAGCUUAUUUCAAAGCAUGGAUUUGGACGCGGAUUGUUGUCAUUUUGGAUGACGCUCGUACAACUUUGCAUUAAAUCACGGCUUGCUGCAGACAGCCCCGCCUUGUGACACCUUGCGAACCGACACCGGCUUUCUCCCUCAUCACACUGUUGUCCAUUUAUUGACGGAUUUCUGUGCGACUGCUGCGUAAUAUGAUCUGGGCUGGGCGCCGGGCUCUGGGCUGAACGCAUGCACGAACGCGGAACAUGGAUAGAUAGCGCGUUUCUCUCUUCUGCGUUUCUCAGUGUAAUCAGCGCCUUUCUCAAUGGAUGAGGAAAUAGACACCCGCAAGAUCAACAACAGCUUCCUCCGAGACCACAACUAUGCAACUGAAGCUGACAUCAUAUCCACAGUUGAGUUCAACUCGACAGGAGAACUUCUGGCCACUGGGGACAAAGGUGGACGAGUGGUGGUCUUCCAGAGGGAACAGGAGAGUAAGAACCAGCCUCACCGUCGGGGGGAGUACAAUGUUUACAGCACCUUUCAGAGCCACGAGCCCGAGUUUGAUUACUUGAAAAGUCUGGAGAUUGAGGAGAAGAUCAACAAAAUACGCUGGCUGCCACAACAGAAUGCCGCCUAUUUCCUCCUGUCCACCAAUGAUAAAACUGUGAAGCUAUGGAAAAUCAGCGAACGAGACAAACGACCAGAGGGCUACAAUCUGAAGGAUGAAGAAGGCAGGAUACGGGACCCCACCACCAUCACAGCUCUGAGGGUGCCUGUGUUGAGGCCCAUGGACUUGAUGGUGGAGGCAACACCACGUCGCAUUUUCUCUAAUGCUCACACCUAUCACAUUAACUCCAUCUCGGUCAACAGCGACUAUGAGACAUACAUGUCCACAGACGACCUGAGGAUCAACCUAUGGAACUUGGAGAUUACAAACCGAAGCUUUAAUAUUGUGGACAUAAAGCCAGCCAACAUGGAAGAAUUGACCGAGGUGAUCACAGCGGCUGAGUUUCACCCUAACCAGUGCAACACAUUUGUCUACAGUAGCAGCAAGGGCUCCAUAAGACUGUGCGACAUGAGAACAUCCGCACUUUGUGACAACCACUCUAAAUUAUUUGAGGAACCAGAAGACCCCAGUAAUCGCUCCUUCUUCUCUGAGAUCAUCUCCUCCAUCUCAGAUGUGAAAUUCAGCCACAGUGGACGCUACUUGAUGACCCGUGACUACCUCACAGUGAAGGUGUGGGACAUCAACAUGGAGAGUAAGCCCUUGGAAACUUACCAGGUCCAUGACUACCUUAGGAGUAAGCUAUGCUCACUGUACGAGAAUGACUGCAUCUUCGACAAGUUUGAAUGUGUCUGGAAUGGAACUGACAGUGUCCUAAUGACAGGCUCCUACAACAAUUUCUUCCGCAUGUUCGAUCGGAACACUAAGCGGGACGUGACUCUGGAGGCCUCACGGGAAAACAGCAAACCCAGAGCCAUCCUCAAGCCACGCAAAGUUUGCGUCGGUGGCAAGCGCCGUAAAGACGAAAUCAGUGUAGACAGUCUGGACUUCAGCAAGAAGAUCCUACACACUGCAUGGCACCCCAACGAGAACAUCAUCGCCGUGGCCGCCACCAACAACCUUUAUAUAUUUCAGGACAAGGUCAACUAGCAUGUAGCUUGGAUGUCUUCAGUUAUCACAGCGACAGGAGGCACUAUUUGGGAGCAAAGGUUGGACUCACUAGCAGUGAACUCGUGAGGAACAUCUAGGCUUCGCCUUUUACAGCAGAUACGACACUGAAUCUAACAAACCACAGACUAUGACACUGGCUGUUGGACUGCUUUUGUUUUUAAUUACUUUAAAUGUCCCUCGGUAUAGGUUUAUUGGUUAUGCGCAGCAAUACAAAAAGGAUUCUCUUACUUUAAAUGUCAGUAAAGACCCUUUCACAUGACUCAUGUCAGUGAUGGCGCAUCAUUCGAACUCCAUCAGCAGAUAAAGAGUCCUGCUGACUGCUUUGAGUGAAGGAAAAUGAAUGUUUCUCUGAAUGUCAUGCAAUGCCUUUGAAAUUGAGCACAGGCACAGCCGCUUCCAUCUUGCUUUGAUUUUUGUGCUGGCGUCAUGCGUUUUGAAAGAUCAAAUCAAAUUUGACGUUGAAUACUACAGUGUUUGAAACUGACACUUCACACUGUUGUGUGCAAUGCACAGAAGACUCAUAUGAAAGGGCCUUAAGAUAACAAGAGGAAAUGUUUCAAAUGAGUCAGUAUUCAGGCUACAUCUUGGCAGGACAGAGGAUGCAGAUGGUUUUGAUAACUGAAUAUGUUGUUGUGGCUGCUGUGGCCGUGAGGUGUCCAACUUUUCAGCUUCUAAAUUUUCAUUUCUCAUUUUACUUUAUGAAGGUGCAUGCAUCAUUUCCAAACCCAGCCUAUGGGUUGAUUGAUGCAACAAACAGGAAUGGUGUAAAACUGAAGUAAACAAUGUAGCAAAUGUACUAAUGUUCUGCUUUUUUUGUUCUAAUUUUAUAAAGAAAAGGGGAAAAAUGUAAUAAAAAAAAAAAUCAAGAG
Messenger RNA from Labeo rohita (rohu), 2665 nucleotides. It is a transcript of the gene ppp2r2bb, whose product is annotated as protein phosphatase 2, regulatory subunit B, beta b. NCBI's taxonomy places the organism in Eukaryota, Metazoa, Chordata, Actinopteri, Cypriniformes, Cyprinidae. Gene Ontology annotation, biological process: peptidyl-serine dephosphorylation. Gene Ontology annotation, molecular function: protein binding; protein phosphatase regulator activity. The transcript has 9 exons. Gene Ontology annotation, cellular component: protein phosphatase type 2A complex; cytosol. The coding region runs from base 444 to 1775 and encodes 443 amino acids. The record is from RefSeq and is a predicted model, not a curated record.